Crotalus tigris (Tiger rattlesnake) is the source of this 1672-nucleotide messenger RNA. RefSeq names its product pulmonary surfactant-associated protein A-like. The transcript is spliced from 5 exons. NCBI's taxonomy places the organism in Eukaryota, Metazoa, Chordata, Lepidosauria, Squamata, Viperidae. The record is from RefSeq and is a predicted model, not a curated record. Bases 151 to 900 code for a protein of 249 amino acids.
ACUUCACCCAUCUCUAGCUUCUCUUGCAUUUUACAAGCACAUACCAAAUGUCCACUUAAGCUUGCUGUUUCCCAAUCGUAAAUGCAGUAUAAAUCAGAUGCUUUCAAAACCAUUCCUUCGUAUCACCUCGGCAAAGAAUGCUAAGCAGAAAUGACAUCAUUGACGUUUUUUUACGUGGCAUCCGUAGUGGCUAUUUUUUCCCGACUGUGUCAUGGGCAGGAGGCCAAGUGUUCAGGAGUUCCAGGAAUCCCAGGGAUGCCAGGAGCUAAUGGGUUGCCUGGAAAAGAUGGACGGGAUGGCAUGAAAGGGGAUCAGGGACCACCAGGUCCCAUGGGACCCCCCAAUGGCUUGCCAGGCGCUCCCGGAAAAGAUGGGCUUCCAGGACCAAAAGGGUUGAAAGGUGAACCAGGAGAGAAAGGAGACCAAGGACCCCGUGGCCCAGAAGGCCGUGCAGCUUUUCUUGAUUCAGAAGUGCAGAAAGUGCUCAGAAAUCUGGAGGAAAGGAUCCUGAAGCUUGAAGGAGUUUUGGCCUUGAGGCGACUGAUAAAUAAGGUGGAGGACAAAAUAUUUAGUACCAAUGGCAACUCAGUUGGCUUUGACGCGAUAAUCCAGACAUGUCAGCUUUCAGGGGGAUCCAUCGCAAAGCCCAUGAAUGAAAAGGAGAACAAUGCUAUUUUGCAAAUUGUGAAAGAACAAAAUCAGUACACCUACUUGGGAAUUAAGGAGAGCUCAGUUCCGGGAGCCUUUGAGUAUUUCAAUAAAACACCUGUGAAUUAUACCAAUUGGCGUCUCUAUGAACCAAAUGGAAAAGGGUUAGAAAAUUGUGUUGAAAUGCAAACCGAUGGAAGUUGGAAUGACAAAAAAUGCAACCAGUAUCGUCUCGUUGUCUGUGAAUUUUAAAAUGUCCUAUUUUAACAUCUUAGCCAAUGGAAUCGUCAUGGCUUCUGGGAACUGUAGUCCUCUGAAUAUAUAUUUGUCGUAAAGUCCUCAUCAGCCUUCAGUCUUCUACAAUUCCCAGUAUUCAGAAGCCUGAGAGUCAAAUCAGUAACAUGUGAUGAUGUGGUGGGUAGAAUCAAGGAUUUCUAACUUCUGGAUAACUUUAUAAGAAAUUAAAAUAAUGAUUUACAGAUGAGGGUUUGAUUGUUCAUUUGGGUUAGAAAUACUUUAUCUCAAGCAUGUCCAGGUUCAUCUGAAGAGCAGAGCAGUUUUGUACAAGUGUAAAUUCAGAUAUUGUGAAAAUUAUAUGUUCCUUUCUGAAUUGUCCAGGAAUAUUCUCGUGUCUUUCAAAAACUAAUGUAAAUCUGGACAUGAAUGUCAUAAUUGUCUGUCUGUCUGUCUGUCUGUCUGUCUGUCUGUCUCUCUAUCUAUCUAUCUAUCUACAGUAUCUAUCUAUCUAUCUGUCUGUCUAUCUAUCUAUCUAUCUAUCUAUCUAUCUAUCUAUCUAUCUACAGUAUCUAUCUAUCUAUCUAUCUAUCUAUCUAUCUAUCUAUCUAUCUAUCUAUCCAGUUUGAGAACAAUACUGAGACCAUCGAAGAAGUUAGCCAAAGGAAAUAUCACUGAUCGAUUUUACAGUGGGUGAUAUUCGACAGAACAAACUAUUUCCUCAUUCAAAAUAAGCUGGAUGAUUGGCUACAAUUAAAGCAUGCCAAAUAAAAGCAUCCUGACGACUGCU